Messenger RNA from Poecilia reticulata (guppy), 1640 nucleotides. NCBI's taxonomy places the organism in Eukaryota, Metazoa, Chordata, Actinopteri, Cyprinodontiformes, Poeciliidae. The record is from RefSeq and is a predicted model, not a curated record.
AGUAACUCGAUCAGCUCAGGAAGAAAAGCAGCGGAACCUUCGAGGACGUGUCGGAGUUUCCGGUUCUGUCUGAGCUGCUCCCCACGCCGGCCCGUUACCUGGUCCUGGUUCCGGGUCCGGUCCUCCUCCAGCGGCGUUUGGUUCCGGAGAUGCGAGUGUGUGCGGGUCUGAGCGGGCCUCUGGUCCUGAGCAUGGUUCUGGUUCUGGUUCGGGGCUGGGAGGCGGACCUGGAGCUCCUGGACCUAGUAGAGGAGGUUCCGCAGAACUUCUACGAAUUCCUGCACCUGGACAAGGACGCGGCGGCAGCAGACAUAAAGAAGGCGUACCGUCGCCUGUCUCUGACUCUCCAUCCUGACAAGAACAGAGAUGAAAAUGCAGAGACGCAGUUCAGACAGCUGGUGGCCAUCUACGAAGUUUUGAAGGACGAGGAUAGACGGCGAAGGUACGAUGACAUCCUGGAGAACGGCCUCCCCGACUGGCGGCAGCCCGUCUUCUACUACCGCCGCGUGAGGAAGAUGAGCAACGCCGAGCUGGGCUUCCUGCUCUUCCUCAUCCUCACUGUGGGACACUACGCCGUCAUCUGGUCCAUCUACCUGGAAAAGCAGCUGAGCAGAGCNGUGCAUAUCCUCUUUACUCUCCAGGAGUCCGGGUGGACAGAGGACGACCUGAGCCUCCUCAGCAGGUUGAUGGUGAAAUUCCCUGGAGGAACUCCGGGCCGAUGGGAGAAGAUUGCCCAGGAACUUGGACGCUCUGUUCCCACUGUGACGACCAAAGUCAAACAGAUGAAAGACAAUGUGAAUCAAACCUCAGCUCUCGUCAAACUCUCAGAUUUAAAGUCUCCUCCAUUUCCUGUGAGGUCAUUUCCUGUGGAUGACAUAAUCACUCAGAGAGUGGGCGGGGUCAGUGAAGAGGAGGAAGAGGAGGAGGAGGAAGCUGCUCCGGUGCUCCGAAGGAGGAACAAGAAGAGUUCCUUUGCGGAUGGUUGGGAGGGGAAGGUCCGCGGCCGGCGGCAGAAGGACUUUGACCCGGCGGCGGCGGUGGAGGAACAGGAGGAGGCGGAGCUUCAGGAGAACAUGGCCGUCUGGACGCAGAACCAGCAGAAGCUGCUAGAACUGGCCCUGCAGCAGUUCCCUCGCGGAACCGCAGAACGCUGGGACCGGAUCGCCAAGGUGGUCCCCGGAAAGACCAAGGAGGACUGCGUGACCCGGUGUAAGAUGCUGGCUGAACUGGUGAAGAAGAGGAAGCAGCUGAAGAGCUGAUGAGCUCUGGCUCCGCCCCUUCCUGCUGCUGCUGCCAGAUGAUUGGCCUAAAGGUUCCUGGCUCACCUGCCCAGGUGUGCCGGUGCCAGAAGGUCAGCUGACCUCAUGUGCCUUACAUGUUCAGCAUGUUGCCAAUCAAUAAUCAAUACUCAGUAUUUAUUGUUCCCUUCAGUUUUUAUUGUUUGUUUCCAAAUAAACAUUCAGUCAUCAGCUUUGCUGUCUGUAUGUUGAACCCAGUUCUGGACCCAGUUCUGGACACGGUUCUGGACACGGUUCGGUUCUGAACUUCAGGUCGUCAGAGAAGGAAAACAUGGAUCAUGAAUCUGUUACUGUUGGAAAUAUGUUCGUUAAGUAAAAAUAAACUUUGCUAUAAAAAUGUAA